UGAGAAUCACUUCAGUAAAAAAUAAAGCCAAUGGACACUUUUCGUCAUGGUCAUGGAAAGAAUGCUUCGAGGACACAUAUUGGCGAUUACUUUGUUUGUUCUUUACUAUUUGGUCAGAAAUGUGGAAUCGGUGAACCUUGCCCUUCGCCGCCCAGCGUUGCAGUUCGACACGAAAAAUGGCAUGGGUGCAUCAAAAGCAGUUGACGGUAAGCAGAAUUCAUGCACUCACACUAAAACUGAUGGAUGGAUUAGAAGGAAGGCGUAUCCUAACCGGCGGAACUGGUGGGCCGUCCAACUGAAUCAUAUUCAUGCGAUUCGACAGGUGAAAAUCACAAACAGAAAACGCCUGGCAAACUUCCUCAUCGCAGUAUCGAACUAUCCCCCACCACGAAAUAAAAGUCCCCUUCCGCUCAAGAGAAGGGGCUUGUUUAAGGUGUGCCACUUCCAGAAGGGUAGUGCUCCUCGAGGGACAACUACCUACAGUUGUCUCGCAGGCGCAGUUGGGCGAUACCUCUAUAUCAUCAAGGGGAGAAAAGAUGCCCUUACAUUGUGUGAAGUCGAAGUAAACGGAAAAAGAUGGACUACAACAACUACGACUACGACUACGACUACGACGACAAACAAAGCACCGCCAAGACCGAGAACAACAGGAAGAAAAACAACAACAACAAUGGCGGCGGCGCCAGCUGUAAGAACUACCGCUGUAACAAGAACAACCAUGAUCUCAACGAUGAAAAAAAUGACAAUGUGUUGCAAUUGCGAGUGUCCAGAGAACCCUAUCCCGCCUUGGCUGGUCGUCUCAGGGAUUGCUGCCGCAUCUCUCAUCCCGUUAUUCUCCAUCGUCAGCGCCAUACUCUGUGGCUCUCGAAAAGGUAUAACCAAAAACGCUUUGGAAAGUAGAGUAAUGGCACGAGCAACCACGAAAUCAAACGUCGUCACCCCGAAAUGGAAACCAGCAGACGUCUAUAGACAUCAGGAUGAUGCGUGGAUGGGAACAAGGGAACGGAUAAUUAGUCCCGCAGUUGAUAAACUGACUAUAUUUCAAUAGAAGACAGCAGUCCCUCUGCAGGUCACAACCAAGAGGUUCUCCCUCUUUUGAAAUCUUCAAUCUUUGAACUAUUCUGUGGGUUUCAGAGGUAGACAGUUAGUAGAACUACUUAACGGUAAUGUAGGCGGUACAAUGCAGAUCUAAUCUGAGUGGGUUAUUCAAAGGGUCUCAAAAUUUAAAAAUUGUUUGAAUACACCGCGAUAAGUGCAAGCAGAUCAAAGUUCCUAAUUCAUGAACGGGCCAUUUGAGACAGACUUACGGAAUUAUGUUAAACAUGAUAAAUAUUGUUUUGUUGUUAUCGAAAUUUGUACGAUUAACUGAAGACAUCAUGAAUAACAUCUGAAAAAGUGACAAAUGUAUUCAAAUGUUGUCACUGGCGUAUAUAUAAUGGUAAGCGUCCAAACUGGUAUUGACUCAACGCCUUUCAUUUGGGUUUAUAUUCCAAUUUUGCAUCAUUACAAAGGGAUACGGGCCGUAUGUUUCAUUGAUCGCAGUAUUGAAGGUGACAUUGGAAUGGCAUUUUAUAAGCAUAUUAUGAAAAAAACACGCCAACUAGGACCUCUCAUAUUGCUCUAACAAUGUUUUGCAGAUUUUUCCCCGGUUUUUAGAGUAUCCUUGAAAGAAUAUGAUCUCCAGUCGUGCCAAACUUUUGUCGCUUGUUGUUCUUAUUCUGUGCCUGAUCAAUUGGACGAGUGGCCAGGGAGCAAACAUAGCCCGGGGAAGACCAACCUACCAGUACGACACAACCAAUGGUGGACUAUCAUCAAGGGCUGUGGACGGGAACAGGAACGCCCACUGGCCUGGAAACUCGUGCACGCAUACAAGUGCCGACGCUUCCUUCUUCAGUGCAAGGCUGUACCCGAAUAGAAGAAACUGGUGGGCUGUACGAUUGAGUCAUGUGCAUUCCAUACACCAAGUGAAGAUCACCAAUCGUGCUGAUUGCUGUGGAUUCCGACUGAGCAAUUUCAAGAUCUAUGUGUCGAAUCACCCACCACCAACAAAUAGAAGACCCCUUCCAUUGCGAACGAGAGGCGUGUUUAAGUUGUGCUAUCACAUGAGGGGUGCGGCACCUACUGGUAGGACCAUGACGUACAGGUGUGCCCCUGGUGCCGUAGGACGAUACGUGUACAUUGUACAGGGCAGAAAAUAUGAUUUGACAUUGUGCGAAGUUGAGGUAUACGGAACUGGACGACCGACCACCACGACAUCAACAACAACGACCACGACUACGACAACCACGACUACAACUACGACGACAACAACAACGACUGUGAAGCCAACGUCUCCGCCACCACCCUGCUGUUAUUGUACUUGUCCAGAAGAGCCUAUCCCUCACUGGCUCGUCAUCGCGGGGAUUGCCGCAGCGUCACUCAUUCCGUUGUCGACUUUAGCCAGCCUCUUCGGAAAAAACAAGCCAGCCUCGCCAGUAGUGAGAAUGGCUAAGGCGGUUUCAGAAGCAAAACUCAACACAGUCGCCCCGAAAUGGAAGCCGGCGGACGUCUACAGACACCACGAAGACGCAUGGAUGGGAGCCCGGGAGCAAAUGAAUAGUCUCAUGGAGAAGAAGCAGACACCUAACAGAUCUAAAUGGACUUGUAGCGAUGUGUACAGGGAAGGGACAGUGGGGGAGAAACUGUUCAGUGGAGUCGAACAUGAUGUGGUUGCUCUACGCGCCAACCACAUGUAAACAUCAUCGAGCAAAGAGCAUCAUGGUAACGUCACUAGAUGCCAGCAAUGUCAGAAAAGUAAAGGCUAUUAUUCACUUUGGAAAUUCUGGAUGACUAAAGCCCAAUUUGCAAGUUGUAGUUUAUAGCACGAUGUAAGUUCGAUUUAGAUGCGAUAUGUAUCUCUUUGCCUGAAUAACCGACUCCUCCUAGAUGAAGUGUAGA
Messenger RNA from Lineus longissimus, 2937 nucleotides. RefSeq lists its product as uncharacterized. The transcript is spliced from 12 exons. NCBI's taxonomy places the organism in Eukaryota, Metazoa, Nemertea, Pilidiophora, Heteronemertea, Lineidae. Bases 1674 to 2735 code for a protein of 353 amino acids. The record is from RefSeq and is a predicted model, not a curated record.